This is a messenger RNA of Pieris rapae (cabbage white), 2160 nucleotides long. RefSeq names its product BRCA1-associated protein. Gene Ontology annotation, biological process: protein ubiquitination; Ras protein signal transduction. The record is from RefSeq and is a predicted model, not a curated record. Bases 154 to 1797 code for a protein of 547 amino acids. Gene Ontology annotation, molecular function: ubiquitin protein ligase activity; zinc ion binding. The transcript is spliced from 11 exons. Gene Ontology annotation, cellular component: cytoplasm. Lineage: Eukaryota; Metazoa; Arthropoda; Insecta; Lepidoptera; Pieridae.
UAGUCUUGUUGAAUGUUGAUACUUCUCUGUUGUUAAAUUAUUUGUAUUUUCGAUUUCCUAGUAAUUUACAAGUUAAAAGUUAAUUCUGAGGAAAAAAACGAUUCUGAAUGUAAAACGUAUAAUAAUUUAUGAAAAGUCAUUUAACUAAUGUAAAUGUCUGUUUCAUUGUGUGUACUGCGAAUUGAAAUGGAUGAAGAGCAUCCAGAGAUGGGAGACAAUGUAACAGACAUAGAGUUUGCUAAAGAACAAAAGAAAAAAGAUCGUGGAGCUCGCGAAUCUAAAACUAUCACAGUUGAAACCUAUGCAAGCAUCCUUAGUGGCCCAAAUUCAGUAUCCGGAAUACUGCCGACGAGCUCACGCCGGGCUAACACUGAGGGAAGUGUUUCCGAUGAAAAUGAUGUCAUAAGCUUUUUUUGUGGCAACCCACUAGUUGAAGUCACGAAAGGAGUCCUACAUUUAUAUAAAGAAAAUGAACUUAAAGAAGCUGAAGAAGCAAAAACAUUAUGCCUUCUAUCAGUUCCGGGAGCCCUUGGUGCUCCUGACUUGUUGGCUUUUGCUGCUGCCUGUCAACAAGACAUUGCACAUGUGCGUGUACUUCGUGAUGGUUCACCUGAUCAUUAUAUGGCACUCCUUACUUUCCGGACAAGUGCAGCAGCUCAGGAAUUCCACUCAGCUUUUGAUGGUGUGCCAUACAGCAGCUUGGAGCCUGCAGCCCUGUGCCACACGGCAUGGGUCUCACGGGUUGAGUAUGCACGUGAUGGAGCACCCCCGCCAACACAUACCGAGUUGCCUACGUGCCCAGUUUGCCUCGAGCGGAUGGACGAGAGCGUAGCGGGCGUGCUGAGCGUGCAAUGCGCUCACUCGUUCCACGCAGAAUGCCUCAUGGGGUGGCGGGACGCUCGCUGUCCGGUCUGCCGAUGCGCUCAAACGCCGGAGCCCCGGGACUGCGCCAAGUGUCUCGCCUGCGAGUCUUUGGCCGCCCAAGAGGGCGAGGCCGAAGAGGCAGGUGAGCCCCGAGACACGCCCUGCGGAGUGGCCGAAGGGAUGCUCGAAGUGGAGGCUGGUACUCUGUGGAUCUGCCUCAUUUGUGGUCACGUGGGCUGUGGAAGGUACGAGAAGGGCCACGCCGCCAAGCACUUCAUGUUGUCCAACCACACAUACGCCCUGCAGCUCGGUUCGAACCGCGUGUGGGACUAUGCAGGUGACAACUUCGUCCACCGCCUGGUGCAGAACAAGGCAGACGGCAAACUGGUCGCCGCAGAGGGCCGCACCUCCGACCCCGAACCCGCCUGUGGGGACAAACUGGAGUUCACCUAUCUGCUCACUCAUCACUUGGACACGCAGAGGAUACAUUUCGAGGAGAGAAUCGCUAAGCUGGAACGGGCUCACGAAGAAGAACGCAAAUCGUGGCGCGUGCGUUGCGAGAGCGCCGAAGCCGAGAGCGCCGCCCUUCGCGACCAAGCCAAAGCCAACGCCGCCGAGAAUAAGGCGCUCACGCACAAGGUCACGGCUCUCAACCACAAAGUGUCUAAGCUACAGUCGGAGCUGUCAGAAGAACGAGGUUUGGCCACGGCGUUGGCUGGUAGCCAAGCCCAGUGGCAGGAGAGGGCCAGGGCGAAGGACGAAGCCUUCCGCAGAGAGAUCGAUGACCUGAAGGAGCAACUCCGCGACGUAAUGUUCUUCGUGGAGGCUCGAGGCACACUUCAGAACACCGAACAGGCCUCGCAGCAGGAGAUCCAAGAGGCCAGCGUCACCGUUCAACCGCCGAAGCAGAAGCCCCGAAGGAAGAGACGAUAACGGCCCAGUCUAGUUGCUCACAGGGAAAUAGAAGAUGUACAGUUUCCAACUUCAUAUACUUCCCUUCUUUAGAAAUUCAUUGAAAUAAAAAGAUGUUGCCGACAUUUGCCUGACUGAAUAACUAGUUAUUUUAAGAUAUUGCAUAAUUUUUAAACACUUUGGUUACGAAAGCUGCCCUCUGUCUUACUUCGAUCGUCAAACAAAAAUUAACAUUCGCAAAAAAUAUUUAACCUCAAAUUACUGAUAAAAAUAUUUAAAAUUAUUCAUAGUAGAGUGUAUAUUUUAAGUAAAAAAUUAAUGUUAUUCUGUGAUAAUUAAAAGAUAAGGUAAUAUUGUAGAAAGAGUAAUAAAUAUAUUUUUAAU